AUGGCCUCUGUUGCUGUGUUACAGAAAGGCGAGGGUGCAAUUGACAAAGAGGACUUGCAGGAAGUAUGCCAUCAGUUGCAGCUGGAGCUGAGCGAACUGGUUCUGGACAACCUGAUGGACUACUGUGACGUUGACAAGGAUGGCCUGAUCAGCUUCUUAGAGUUUUCAAACUUCCUCAACUGGAAGGACAGAAUGCCCAUUGACCCUCAGGACCAACACAUUUUAACAAGUGAGUGCAGGACCAGCACUGCCCCAGCCAACAUUAACAGCAGGUCUCUGGCAGGUUCACCAGAACCUGUGGAGUCUAAGGUCUUAAUCAAGCCAGAGGACCUGGAGCCCAUAGAGGCAGGCAGCUCUCUGAAGACCCCACAGACCCUCAGCCGACUCAGGACAGCUCCAGACCAUUUCGUCACCUCCUCCCAAAUCCGAGCCACUGAUUUUAGUCAUUCUAAAACCAACUACCGUACCUACGGCGUUCCCAGUGUGUGCACAGAUUUUAUGGUCCCACGAGUCAAGCGAAUCAGUAACACUAACAACUAUGGUGAAGAAUCUACUUCCACAGACCUACUGUACCCCCCCCCACUGUACUCCUUAGGGGGCAUCAAUGAGGGGCACUUCCUCUGCCCCCACCCCAAAGAAGAGAUUGCAUUGAUCUUCCGAAACGUGGGGGUGAAUAUCGCCAAGGAGAUGUUUGAAGGGGUCUGGAAACUGGCUUCCAUGAAGUAUCCUGCUGGAGCGGUGUGUGUGGACACUCUCCACGAUGUACUCAAGGAAAUUAAAGUGCUCUAACACAAACAGCGUUAUCCAAAACCAGGAAGAAUUGGAGAUCCAAGUUAACUGGAAAAUCAUCAAUCGUUGUGUAAAAUUUGAAGCAAGAAGGGUCAAUCAUCUCAGAAGUGUGACUGUGGACACAAGUUAGUCUGUGAACUGCUGAGCAGAUCAUUUCAAGGCCAGUUGAAAAGGUUGCAAAUAAUUGGAAUAUGAUUUGGGUGCAAACUCAGGAAUCA
Molecule: messenger RNA, 1007 nt
Organism: Lampris incognitus (smalleye Pacific opah)
Lineage: Eukaryota; Metazoa; Chordata; Actinopteri; Lampriformes; Lampridae
Gene: efhb
Product: EF-hand domain family, member B
Molecular function (GO): calcium ion binding
Source: RefSeq, a predicted model, not a curated record